CUCGAAGUAUGAAGGCCUUUCCGAUAGGAACAGACAUCCACUGUAGUGCGGGUACAGCCGCCUGCUUCCCAAAAGAUGGUAUCGAAGGGAAGGAAGAUCACCCAGAUUUCAUCAAGCAUGGGUUUCUGUGACGCAGCCAUCUUUCAUUGAUGAUAAAUGAAAUGAGAAGUUCUAGCUCAUCCUAUAAGGCUGGCCUCUUCCCUGGCGGGACCCAGUAGUCGACCACGAGCAAGAUGGCGUUGUCUAUAUCCGACGCACUCUUUAUCGCUGUAAUAGUUGAAGUCCUUUUAUACGGGAUGUACACUUGUCUCUUCCUAGGAUCGUCAUACAUUAUGAUAUUCAAAAGGGAGAAAACCAAAGUUACCAUUGUCAUGAUGGUCUUGAAUACAAUCAUGUGGUCCGUGUCGACAACACAUGUCACGAUAACCAUCAUCAAGCUUCAUUGGGUAUAUCUGCGGGGUCCUGAGCACGGAGACAGUAUAAUCCUUGCGAUCAACACGCCCUCAGGACUCUUUUCACUCCUCGCGCUAGAAUGUGUAAAUUUUGUUAUUGGUGAUGGAAUUGUACUAUGGAGGGCGUGGAUACUCUGUAACCGUGGCAGAUGGAUACUCUGGGUGUCUUCAAUCUUAGGUAUAGCCACAUUCACUACUACCACCACUGCCCUGCUGCAUACACCAGGCAGCAUACGCCUUCCGAGUACCGAUAGCCCAUUUACAGGUGCCCGGUCAACCACCGCCAUGAUAUUAACACUAUCGAUAAAUCUUUGGGCUACAUCUCUGAUUGCUUGUCGUACCUGGACUCACUAUCGAAUGAUUCGCUCUCUAACCGGCUCAUCCUUCAUAUCUCAGUUUUGCAAGCAGCAUGGUAUUCUUUCAUUGAUAAUCGAAUCAGGCGUGUUUUACUGCUGCACAUGGUUUGCUACCGUCUUUGUUGCUGUCUUGAAAAGCAACGGAAUAUACAUCAUGUUCUGCAUGCUUGCCCAGCUCACGGCCAUAUACCCCACGUUGAUCAUUGCCCUUGUUUCCCUGAAAUCGACGCUUGACGUGGCCAUGCAAGGUUCUCGACAGAUGUACCGGUCCCAGCAAUUCAUCACUAGCCUCGAAUCUUCAAACCGUCCUCUUUCCAUGCAUGUUCCGCAGCUGAACGUUGAUAUAGAGACCACAUCAUCUGGUUCUUGCGAUAACAUUGCAUCCAUCAUGAUAAAUAGCCUUCCGAAGGAGGAUAACGCUCGGUCUGUAUUACUAGGUGAGUCUGGCUCGACAUAACUGUGGAGAAUUUCAUCCGGCGGAACGAACUCGACGAUAUCUUUGACAUGAUCUGGUCCGGAAGAAUCAUGUUAAAAGUCGGGCCCAUAAGUACGACGUAGGAACAGAUAAAAAUACCCCAUCAUUUGAGUGUUCGAGGGAUCAUGUACAGUAUACCAAUUCACGAUACUCGCGAUACCAGAC
Desarmillaria tabescens is the source of this 1448-nucleotide messenger RNA. RefSeq lists its product as uncharacterized. The transcript is spliced from 9 exons. Bases 234 to 1265 code for a protein of 343 amino acids. The record is from RefSeq and is a predicted model, not a curated record. Lineage: Eukaryota; Fungi; Basidiomycota; Agaricomycetes; Agaricales; Physalacriaceae.